Molecule: messenger RNA, 1488 nt
Organism: Serendipita indica DSM 11827
Lineage: Eukaryota; Fungi; Basidiomycota; Agaricomycetes; Sebacinales; Serendipitaceae
Source: the annotation of a GenBank genome assembly
AUGAGUGAACAAUAUCCGAGCACACACUGGGUCGGUCGUCAGACCCCCAGUUUGGAUCCCGCAGCGUCUAGCUCGCAAGAGUGGUCGCUGCGCGGAGAUAGAGAGCAUCUAGAGAGAGAAAAUGCACGCGCAAUAUACCCUCGGUAUUCGUGGGCAAGAGGUACAACCCCCUUUUCGCCCCACGGUGCUGAAUAUACCCCUGCGCCUAAUGCGGAUUUCUUCGAGUCAGACUCGAGGAUUCCGGCUCUCUCUCGCGAGGACAAGGGGGCUACGAAUGACGAUAAUAAACACUAUGCCGAACACUACACAUUUGGUUGCUUGUCGGGGACUGGAAGAUCCGGCUCCCUAAGAGGAGUCUCUUCCGAUGGACCGACACGAACCGUGACCAGACAAGGCGCGGGUGCAUACCUAUCCAAAAACUUCUCUCUUGACUCCCUCCUCGUGUCUGACAUGAUCGGCGAGGGCGGAUAUGGUCGUAUAUACCAAGGACGGCAUGCGGGUAGUGGGCGUGUCCUUGCUAUCAAGCUCAUCCCCCGUUCGAGUACGACCGAUCGAGUCAAAGACUCGAUAGUCAGAGAGCGCGACGUUGGGAAAUGCAUCUCCGACGCCAAAGUCAGAGUUGGCGCUCAGGCAGGCUGCCCAAAGAUCCUGGGUCUUUUGCACCUGCUUGGGGCCCUCGUGGCUCCAGAGUGUGUCGUCCUUGCGAUGGAAUUAUGUCUGUCCGAUAUGGCACACAUAAGCCGUCCAGACGAGAACUCAUUGAGGGUUUACUCUGGUGAGCUUAUCUGCGGCCUGCACUAUUUGCACGACGCUUUGGGAUAUGUUCACCGCGAUCUGAAACCGGCCAACAUCCUGCUGACCAGGGAUGGGCAUGCCCAGAUUGCGGACUUUGGCCUUGCGCUUGACAUAUCAAAUGUCAACCAAGAACCAAAGCCAUUGAAACCAGGUCAAAGAUACUAUCAUGGAGUAGGCACUCUUGGGUAUAUCCCACCAGAGGGUCAUGUCCUGGGUAUCCAGGGCCCCGAGGGUGAUGUGUGGGCCCUUGGGGUGACCUUGUACAGGCUAUUGACAGGGACGCAUCCAUUUCGCCGUGACAGCGAUGAUGCCGAAACCCUGAUCAAUGACGUUGUUCGUAGACCCCUUUGCAUGGUCUUCACAGAGAUGCUCCCUAAAAACAUUGAGAUAUUGAUCAAGGGCCUCAUGUUGCGAGACAGAGAGGCCCGGUGGACCCUCGAACGUGCUAUGGACGCAGAGUGGUUCCACGAAGUUCCCAACUUUUGGGAGAGACUGAGGGAUGGAAGCCUGCAGCCUCCAAGAUUACCCAAUGAACUGCUUGCUGUCCCCACGUUGGGGAAGAUGCGCAGCUUGCGACGGGUAAUCGACGAGGACUCGAGGUUUCGAGGACGCUUGCGGGUCAUGAAUGGGAUCAGCGAGUGCUCCGAAGAAACGGGCAUUUAUUACGAGCAUCCUGAACUCUCUCCCAAAUGA